AUGGCCGCCUUCGUAGCAAGAGCAAAUACCUCAGUAAAGCCGAAGGAAACUCAAGCCUUUCAAGCGCCAUUGAGUUUCCAGACCAAUGAUGCCAAAGUAGGCUGUCAUCUCGGACGUGAUUCGAAUGACUGUGCGGCUUCUUCAUCCAUGGGAGCUAUAAAGUCUCAGGCCACCAAGAACAAUCUCAAGACCCAUCCUCAAGCUCAACUGUCUAGUAAUCGCAAACCUUCUUCUAAGUUAAAGGUGCGAUAUCGACUGCAGAUGGUCAUCACGUUGGGCCAUCCUGAUAUACACUCACAGAUGUCUGCAAACUCCAUUGACGACACAGUUCUUGCACAAAUUGUACCAAACGUCAUGAAUGAGAAUGUUGGCCCCCCCAAAGAAUGGCCGGCGGAUACAGAUAUUGUCUUUCAUCCUUCGGUAAAAGUCGCCUCUGUCAGCUUACAGACACCUACCAUUCAUAGGCUUAUCACCGAAGCAACGACUCAUCAGAUACCCAUCGUAUUAUGCUGGGACUACACAUUUCCGGCUGCUGGAAGUGUCCAAUACCAAGUGAUGCGACAGGUCUUUGUCAAAGCUGCGAACGAGCUGAAGCUCGAUGCCAUCAAGAAGCGACUGGAAUUGGACAGUGAAUAUGCCAAUUUUUUGGCACAAAGUGGGCGCAUUAGCAACUUUAGAGGGGCUUUGAAGGAAAAGGCCACCCUUAUAAUGCCCCAUUCUUAUAGGAUCAAGAACUUGAAGCACACUGAGCAAGUUGCUCUGGUAAACAGUCUCCUCACCAAAGACAACUACAUUUAUGCCUAUGAGAGAGGAAGAUUCAUUGAGGAGAAGCCAUAUUGUAAUGAUGGCAUCACCGACAUCAUACAUGAGGCAUUUUUUGGUACGAAGCCUAUAACGCGAUUCCGUCUUGUGCUGUUUUCCUCGAGCAUCACCGAGGGGCCAGGAUCGGAGGAGAAAGAAUUGCCGGCGUCAAUGGUCGCUCUGGCGACAACAACGGCUUUUGCUAGCUUACAGGAGCUUCAAAAUAGCUUCUACAACCAGAUACAUUUUGACUCAGGAACAUAUGCGGGAUACUAUCUGGAUCACUUGGCAACGUUGAAUGAGAUUAAGCGCCAGAAUCCCAAUCUCUAUCACAAGCUAAUGGCUUAUCUUUUUCGAGUCACUAGCCAAAGUCUGCCCGAUGAGCCCAUGGAUCCCACCGGCACACUGACUGAGAUGGCAAACCCUCAUGUAAAGGCAACAAUCAUUAGGAUGGGGGACCAACUAGGUGCCUGGGCGGAUCCAGUGGCCUGA
Molecule: messenger RNA, 1293 nt
Organism: Heterobasidion irregulare TC 32-1
Lineage: Eukaryota; Fungi; Basidiomycota; Agaricomycetes; Russulales; Bondarzewiaceae
Exons: 6
Coding region: 1-1293 (430 amino acids)
Source: RefSeq, a predicted model, not a curated record